CUGAAACGAAGAUCAUUCAUGUAGUUCAUUCAGUUGAUAAAGAUAAAGGAAUAAUGAUAGAGAAAAACAAUUCUUGAUCAGUUUAUGUAUAAAUAUUCAUUAUAUAAUUAUAGUAGAAUGAUAAUAAUUAACCAUUAACUAUGAAAUCAUUAUGUAUAUUGUGUUUACUUAUUUCAUUAGUAUUCUGUAUGAAUAAUGUAAUGGAAGAUUCUACACAACAGUUACAGGUUCAAAAGGAUCUUAGAAGACGAAGUCAACCAAAUCUUUAUCAGUGUAUGGCAUGCGUAUCCGGUGUUGAACAAGCCAAAAAUAUAAUUAUAAGUUCAUCAGCAAACGUAUCAAUCAGUGGUAUAAUUAAAAAUGUUUGCAUGGGAAGUGGUCCAUUUAAUACCUCAUGUGGAAUGUUUGUGAAUGGACUUUUGUCAAAUAUCUUUUAUGUAAUCCAGGAAGUGAUACCACAUGAUUUGUGUGCUACAUUCGAUUUUUGUGAUUACCCACCUGAGAUAUCUGUUUGUGAAUAUUGCCUCAAAUCUGGACUUUCAAUCAAAUCAAUAUUAUUGUCGGAAACUUUUGUAUCCGAGUUAUAUAAUAAUACAUUAAAUAUGUGUAAUACACAACGCAAUCAAUCACUCAUUUGUGGUCCAUUCCUACAUGAUUUGUUCUUGGCAAUAACAUUGAGCUUCAAUAAACAAUUUCUUAUACAACGCCUUUGUCAGAAUGCUGGAUUUUGUUCAAAAGUAUAACACUUUCAAUAUGGAUGAAUAACAUUUCCUAAUAUAAUCGACUAUAAUAUGAAAUAUUGAUUAUUUUUCUGAUUACUAAACAAAUAUACUGUUGAAAUGUAAACAACCUUUUUGAUAGUAGUAUAGUAAAUUAUUAUCAACUUUCAAUAAAUCACUUAUAUUCAUGUAAUUUUAUUCUAAUUGUUUAAAUAGCUGUCUUCUAAAAUAAACCCCCUUAAAUAACUCUAGGAGUUACUUACUAAUUAUUGGUAAAUGAUUAUUAUACAGGUUGCUCAAUCAUUGUGAGUCAAUAUAAAAUUCUUCUGUAACUCAGAUACAAAUUCAUUAAAGAAUA
Schistosoma guineensis is the source of this 1077-nucleotide messenger RNA. The record is from the annotation of a GenBank genome assembly. NCBI's taxonomy places the organism in Eukaryota, Metazoa, Platyhelminthes, Trematoda, Strigeidida, Schistosomatidae.